Melopsittacus undulatus (budgerigar) is the source of this 3955-nucleotide messenger RNA. RefSeq names its product phospholipase C beta 3 (gene PLCB3). Gene Ontology annotation, biological process: release of sequestered calcium ion into cytosol; phosphatidylinositol-mediated signaling; lipid catabolic process. The record is from RefSeq and is a predicted model, not a curated record. NCBI's taxonomy places the organism in Eukaryota, Metazoa, Chordata, Aves, Psittaciformes, Psittaculidae. Gene Ontology annotation, molecular function: phosphatidylinositol-4,5-bisphosphate phospholipase C activity; calmodulin binding; calcium ion binding.
UUCGCGUAGCCACGCCCCGAUCGCCUCAGCGAUGGCGGCGCCGCGCCCGGGCCUGGCCCCGCUCCCGUUGGAGCCGCCGCGGGUACCGGAGAUGCUGGUUCGGGGCAGCAAGUUCAUCCGGUGGGAAGAGGAACCGGCCACCCGCACCCUGGUGACGCUGCGCGUUGACCCCGAUGGCUUCUUCCUGUAUUGGACUGGUCCCAGUAUGGAGGUGGAUCUCUUGGACAUCGCUGUCAUCCGCGACACCCGGACCGGGCGCUAUGCACGGGUGCCAAAGGACCCCCGCACACGGGAGCUGUUGGGGUUUGGGGUUGCCGGGGGGCACCCCCAGGAGCGGCUCCUGACCGUGGUGCACGGCCCCGACAUGGUCAACAUCACCUUCCUCAACUUCCUGGCUGUGCAGGACCACGUGGCCAAGGUAUGGACCGAGGAGCUCUUCAAGUUGGCCACCAACAUCCUGGCCCGGAAUGCAUCACGGAACACGUUCCUGCGUAAAGCUUACACGAAGCUGCGGCUCCAGGUGAACCAGGACGGGCGCAUCCCUGUCAAGAACAUCCUGAAGAUGUUCUCUGCGGACAAGAAGCGCGUGGAGUCAGCGCUGGAGUCCUGUGGGCUGAGCUGCAACCGGGCUGACUCCAUCCCCCCUGAGCUCUUCUCCUUGGACACUUUCCGACGCUUCCUGAGCAAGCUCUGCCUGCGUCCUGACAUCGACCGGAUCCUGCUGGAGAUGGGUGCCGCAGGGAAGCCGUACGUGAGCCUGGAGCAGCUGCGGGACUUCCUGAACGGGCGGCAGAGGGAUCAGCGGCUCAAUGAGAUCCUGUUCCCCCCCCUGAGUGUGGAACAGGCCCAGGCGCUGGUGCAGAGAUAUGAGCCCAACCUGCAGUUCCGGCAGCGGGGGCAGAUGUCCAUGGAGGGCUUCGGGCGGUUCCUGGGGGGGGAGGAGAACAGCAUCGUCCCCCCCGAGAGCCUGAGCCUGCACCAGGACAUGAGCCAGCCGCUGAGCAGCUACUUCAUCAGCUCCUCGCACAACACCUACCUCACUGCGGGUCAGCUGACCGGCGCCUCCUCGGUGGAGAUGUACCGGCAGGUGCUGCUGAGCGGCUGCCGCUGUGUGGAGCUGGACUGUUGGCAGGGGCGCCCCCCGGAGGAGGAGCCGGUUAUUACACAUGGGUUCACCAUGACCACCGAGAUCCCCUUCAAGGAGGUGAUCGAGGCCAUUGCCGAAAGUGCCUUCAAGACGUCGCCGUAUCCUGUGAUCCUGUCCUUUGAGAACCACGUGGACUCGGCCAAGCAGCAGGCGAAGAUGGCCGAGUAUUGCCGCAGCAUCUUUGGGGAUGCGCUGCUCAUCGACCCCCUGGACAAGUACCCGCUGGAGCCGGGGGUGCCCCUGCCCAGCCCCCAGGACCUCCUGGGCCGGAUCCUGGUCAAGAACAAGAAGCGGCACCCGAGGGGGACCCCAAAACCACCGCUGAACCCCAAAACCAGCGACCCCGGCCCCCCCCCGGAGCCCCCCGAAGUUGGGGUCCCCCCAGUGCCCAAUGGGGAGGAGAAGGGGCCCAGACUGGGGGAACCCCGGAAGUCCAUUGACCGCGAUGCUGACAGUGAGGAGGAGGAGGAGGAGGAACCAGCAGAGAUGAAGAAGCCAACGACCGAUGAGGGCACAGCCAGCAGUGAGGUCACAGCCACAGAGGAGAUGUCCACACUGGUCAACUACAUCCAACCUGUCAAGUUCAAGUCAUUCCAGGCUGCCCGAAAACGCAACAAAGCCUUUGAGAUGUCAUCCUUUGUGGAGACCAAGGGACUGGAGCAGCUCACAAAGAGUCCCCUCGAGUUCGUGGAGUACAACAAGCGCCAGCUGAGCCGGGUCUAUCCCAAGGGCACCCGCGUGGACUCCUCCAACUUCCAGCCCCAGCUCUUCUGGAACGCCGGGUGCCACAUGGCAGCGCUCAACUUCCAGACGCUCGACGUGCCCAUGCAGCUGAACCUGGGGCUGUUUGAGUACAACGCUCGCUGUGGGCUCCUGCUCAAGCCUGAGUUCAUGCGACGACCGGACAAAGCCUUUGACCCCUUUGCUGAGGACCUGGUGGAUGGGAUCGUGGCCAACACCCUGAGGGUGCAGGUGAUCUCGGGGCAGUUCCUCUCGGAGCGCCGGGGGGGGGUGUACGUGGAGGUUGAUGUGUUCGGGCUCCCGGUGGACACUCGGCGCCGGUUCCGGACGCGGCCGUGUCAGGGGAACCCGUUUAACCCGGUGUGGGACGAGGAGCCCUUCCUGUUCCCCAAGGUGGUACUGCCCUCACUCGCCUCCCUGCGUGUGGCUGCCUAUGAGGAGGGCGGAAGGUUCCUGGGGCACCGGGUGCUGCCGGUGGCGGCGCUGCGGUCAGGAUACCACUACGUGUGCCUGCGCAAUGAGAGCAACCAGCCCCUGUGCCUGCCUGCCCUGCUGCUCUACACACAGGCCUGCGACUACGUCCCCCAGGGACACCAGGAUUAUGCCGAGGCCUUGAGCAAUCCCAUCAAACACGUGAGCCUCAUGGACCAGCGCGCCCGGCAGCUGGCAGCCCUCAUGGGGGAUGGAGAGGAGAACCCCGAGAAGCCGCGUGAGAGCCUGGGGGGGUCCCGAGGGGACGCAGCCACCGACCCCCCCCCCCGAUCCAGCCCAGGGCAAAGGGACGACCUCAUUGCCAGCGUCCUCACAGAGGUGGUGCCCCCCUCGCUGCAGGAGCUGCAGCAGCACAAGGCCUACGUGAAGCUGCUCAAGCAGCAGGGCCGGGAGCUGAAGGAGCUGCACAAGAAGCACCUCAAGAGGCUCCUGACCCUGCACAAGCGGCUGGCAGGGAGCAGCAAAGGGGCAGCAGGAGAGCUGCUGGAGCUGAGGCAGGAGCAGCACCGGGCAGAGCACGGCUGCAGGAGGGAGCACCUGCGGCAGGCCCAGCAGCGGCUGCGGGAGGUGGCUCUGGAGGCUCAGGCUGCACAGCUCAAGCGCCUGCGGCAAACGAGUGAGAGGGAGAAGAAGGAGCUGCAGAAGAUCCUGGACCGGAAGAGGCAUCACAGCAUCACUGAGGCUCGAGGCCGGCGAGGGGGGGGGGAGCUGACGGAGAUCAACCGGCGCCACAUCAAUGAGUCAGUGACCUCCAUCCGCAGGCUGGAGGAGGCACAGCAGCGGCGCCAGGAGAAGCUGCUCGAGGGGCACCGAGGGGUCCUGGAGCAGAUCCAAGCGGAGGAGCCUCGGCUGGAGCAGGAGCUGGAGCGGGGCCGAGCGCUGGAGCUGCUGGCGCUGCCUGAGGAGCUCGGGCGCCUCCUGCUGGACGGGGCUCACACGGCAGAGACCCCCCCGGGCGAUACCACCGUGCUCUGACGGGGGGGGGGCACCCCUAACCCUACCCCCCCAUUCAUGCCAAUGGAGGUGCCUUGGCUUGAGGUUUGUGCCCCCCCCCCUUUAAGAUAUGGGGGGGUCCACAUACACACACACACACCCCCCUCAUCUUCCGGGGGGGGGCUACACCCCACUUCAGAGACCACUAAUGGGGGGUUCCCCCCCCCAUGCUCACACUCCACACCCCCCCCCUUAAUUUUGGGGUCCCCCCCAUUGUGUUGGGGCCAAAUCAUGGGGGACCCCCAAGUAUGGGGUAAUGGGGGGGGCUGCUUCACGACACUAAAUCCCCUCCUGCCCACGCUUCCUUUGCCCCCCCACACUUGGGGGGGGGAUAAAGGGGGGCUCCAAAUCCUACUUUUGGGGGGGGGCCCCCAAAAUCCUCCCCCUUUAGGGGGUCUCCCCCCAACCUUCCUCCUCCCUCCCCAUUUGGGGGGUUGCUCUAAAGGGCUAUUUUUAUACCAACCCCCCCCAGUUGAAGGGGGGGGGACCUGUCUGUCCUGCUCUGCUGUUGGGGGGGCCCCCCAAACUGGGGGCCCCCCCAAACCCACCCCCCUUUGUACAAUAAGAGUCUCUUUAUUCUUC